Molecule: messenger RNA, 2516 nt
Organism: Sorex fumeus (smoky shrew)
Lineage: Eukaryota; Metazoa; Chordata; Mammalia; Eulipotyphla; Soricidae
Gene: ZFAND3
Product: zinc finger AN1-type containing 3
Exons: 6
Coding region: 124-816 (230 amino acids)
Molecular function (GO): zinc ion binding; DNA binding
Source: RefSeq, a predicted model, not a curated record
UGCCGCCCGCCGCCAGCUGACCGGCCUGGAAUCCCGAGCCCGGACUCGGCCCGCCGCCGCCGCCCCGCCGCCCGCCGGGAGCGCCGCCGCCUCCACCCGCCGCCCGCCGGGAGCCGCCGGACCAUGGGGGACGCCGGGAGCGAGCGCAGCAAAGCGCCCAGCCUGCCGCCGCGCUGCCCCUGCGGCUUCUGGGGGUCCAGCAAGACUAUGAACCUCUGUUCCAAAUGCUUUGCUGAUUUUCAGAAGAAACAACCAGAUGAUGAUUCCGCUCCAAGUACAAGUAACAGCCAGUCAGAUUUGUUUUCUGAAGAGACCACCAGUGACAACAACAAUACCUCGAUAACCACGCCAACUCUUAGUUCCAGCCAGCAGCCGCUUCCGACAGAAAUGAAUGUAACUUCACCAAGUAAAGAGGAGUGUGGGCCAUGCACAGACGCAGCUCAUGUCUCGUUAAUCACACCAACCAAAAGAUCCUGUGGUACAGAUUCACAGUCUGAGAACGAGGCUUCGCCAGUGAAACGGCCACGGCUACUGGAGAACUCCGAGAACUCCGAGCGGCCCGAGGAAGCCAGCCGGUCCAAACAGAAGAGCCGCCGCCGGUGCUUUCAGUGCCAAACCAAGCUGGAGCUGGUGCAGCAGGAACUGGGAUCGUGCCGCUGUGGCUACGUGUUCUGCAUGCUACACCGCCUCCCGGAGCAGCACGACUGUACGUUUGACCACAUGGGCCGCGGGCGAGAGGAGGCCAUCAUGAAGAUGGUGAAACUGGACCGGAAAGUGGGGCGCUCCUGCCAGCGCAUCGGGGAGGGGUGCUCCUGAAGGCCGGGCACGGCCGCCACACGACGCUGUUCUUAGUUCACUAAUGUUAGCCUUAUUUAGGACAAAGUCAGCCAGACACCUUGUACUGGGCGCGCCAGACGACAGCCAGUCCGUUCCCUUUCUUUAGCCAGCCAUCCUGGUACUGUAGUUUAGGGGUUGAUGGUGGUUGAAAUUGAUUUCUGGCUGGUUACUAAGGUGCCUGCUAGCCAUUGUAUAAAAUUAAAACAUGAAGAAUAUUUUUUUUGAGCAUGGCUAGUGGAUUUCAAAACAACACAUACCUGUCACUGCUGGGGUCAAACAUUAAAAAGCCUUAAGCGGAAGUGUUCCAGACGGGACUCGGAGCCGCUGGAGGAGAAGCUGGCGUCAGAGUCCCCACGACGCACGCACACGGCGCCGCCAGAAACUGCUUAAAGUCCGGCCUCGCACCUCUUCACUGCUCCCCAGUCCCGGUAGCAGGACACCUGCUGGCCGCGUGCUCCCGGGGCUGGCGGGGGUUGGGGGGCAGGUUCUUAGGAACAUUUUUUAUCUGACUUGCUAUGAAAAAAAACUCUUCCUCACCCAAGAAGACAAACAAUAACCUCACUUUGAAAUUACUCCACUCAAGACUAGCCCAGCCCGAGACCCCCUUCCCUCACCGGAUCCAGUGCCCUGGGCCACAGUCAGGGGCCCCCGUGGUCGCUCCCCGUGGCUCUGCCCUAGAUUCCUAGAUUGGGAGUUUCCUUUGGGAGAGUUUCCCGGCCCAGGGGAAGCUGGAGGGGCGCUGGCAAGCGGACCCCGCCCUGCCCUCUGCCGGAGGCCCAAGAGCUGAGGGGGCGUCCUGUCCCACCGGGCAGUGGGCAGGGCCUGUGCCCCUGCGCCCAGGCAGAAAGCCGCUCAGGCCCGACGGGAGGGCAGAGGUGGGCUCUGGCCUUGUUGCAGGGGCUGGGGGCGGCGGUCGCAGGAGUGAGAGACCCUUGGAACACCUGAUGGGCAUCCAGCGGCCCCGCUGCCCCAUCUGACACAGGUCGUGAGGGGACAUGACUCCUGCAGGGACGGUUUGUAUCUGCCCACACAGGCUUCUGGAACUUUCCCUCUUACACCACAGCAAACAGUUCAGCUCUGCAAAUUAGCAGCGAAACACCUACAAGUACAAGUGUUUUUUGGUCCAAAAUACCGAACUUAGGAAAUCAUGCUCUCCACCCCCACCCCCGAGUGGAAUCCGCUGCAAAAUCUCCAGCCUUAAUUCUUGCUUCAGGACCCAGCCUGGCGUCUUGCUCUCGGGCAGCCCAGGGCAGGGGGCCCGGUCCGCCCGCGUUUACCACUGUUUUCAAGCCACGGCCUUCCUCAGGCUCCCACCCCGAAGAGCCCACCCGUGCCCUCCGCCCUCCUCAGGCCGGCAGCGAGGGGCGGGCGGCACACAGGGGGCCGCGCCCUGUUCACUUCCCGAGGGUAGAGCUGGGGUGGGGGGGGGGGAGGGCGGAAGGGCUGUGCCCCGCAGUCUCUGUUCUGUGAAGUUUGUUCAAUGUAAGGAAAGCUUAAAUUCUUGUAUCUUUAAGAGAGAAAAAUCUUAUUUAACCCUUUUGUGUUCUAGAUUUACUUACACACAUAGCCUAGAGCUCAGUUUUAGUUUUAACAUUGUGAAAAUAUUAAAAGAAUCUUGUAACUUUAUUCUUUUUUUUCUCCUGCUGAAAAAAAAAUUAAACCAAUCGUAUGAAAGUUUG